AACCCAAACUUCAUCCAAACCCAAUAAAAAAAAAAAAAUUGGGUCAAAAAAACACUUUACCCUCAAGAGCAGAAAAAACACAACAGAUUCGUGUUUCAACCUCUCCUUUCGAAUCAGAAGCUAAGAGUUUCAGAAGAUUCAUGGAUGAUAGUACUCCUAGGAAAUUAAAGAUAUUACCUGAUCACUUUACUCUUCCUACUCCCACCACCACAGAAGCUUCUCAAGACCAUUCCUCUUCUUCUCCAUCAACUUCACACCCCAAAGAAGAUAACAUUUCUUUAAGGUCUCAUAGUCAAGGCCAGUCCAGUACUCGCAGAAAACUUAAAAGAGCAGCACUAAUGUUGAAUCUCUUCUCUCUUCGCCGUCUUCCUUGGGUUUCAGAUGGUCAAGAAAAGGUAGAGCUAUCAGCAGCAGAGUUAGAGUCACUUAGAUCUGAACUUUCUGACUUAGAAGAAAGAGAAUCUUACCUCAAAGCACAGUUGGAACAUGUGGAUGAAGUCUUGCGUUCUGCUCGUUUAUCUGGCUAUCUCUUUAUCCGAAGUCGUUGGGAAGCUCUACCUGGUGAACCACCUCCACUAGACGAUGCAGAAGUAGAUGACUGGCUUCCUAGAUUCGUCGUCCUUCAAGGACCUUGUCUCUUCUUCUAUUUAUUAUCAACUGAUUUGAGUCCUCAAGAUUCGACAUUGCUAGCGGAUAUUGUUGAAGUUGGUUCGUUGCCAAGCUACACGAGAGAGUUUGAUGAAACACAUCACUGCUUUUAUAUCUUGACACGUCAAGGUCUAAGGUUUGAGUGCUCAAGCAUUUCUAAAACACAGGUGGAUUCGUGGUUGUCUGUGUUGCGACAUGAUUGCAGGUCUGAGCCAGAAGAAAGGUUACCAGAUGGUUCAAGGGAUGUGGAGUAAAUUGAAGAUUGUUUCACACUUUAACUGCUCUGUGAUAGUAGUUUUCAUUUUUUCUGUGUAUAUAGAAUGCUUCUUUUAAGAUGUAGUUAGGAUUCACGUCAUUGAAAAGUCUUUUACUGAACUAUUGGUGAUUAUAACAUCAUAUAACUUAUUUGGCUUUGUUAGUUGGUGAAUUGAUGUGAGAAGAAUAAGAACUUUGAAGUGGAGUCUCCAAAGUUGCCACCAUAGGCUAGAUCUAGCCAGAAGAUUUUACUUACUAAGAAAACCACAAAGCUUU
Messenger RNA from Eruca vesicaria subsp. sativa (arugula), 1179 nucleotides. The record is from the annotation of a GenBank genome assembly. Lineage: Eukaryota; Viridiplantae; Streptophyta; Magnoliopsida; Brassicales; Brassicaceae.